Molecule: messenger RNA, 1577 nt
Organism: Cyprinodon variegatus (sheepshead minnow)
Lineage: Eukaryota; Metazoa; Chordata; Actinopteri; Cyprinodontiformes; Cyprinodontidae
Gene: rem1
Product: RAS (RAD and GEM)-like GTP-binding 1
Exons: 5
Coding region: 249-1208 (319 amino acids)
Biological process (GO): negative regulation of high voltage-gated calcium channel activity
Cellular component (GO): plasma membrane
Molecular function (GO): calcium channel regulator activity; GTPase activity; GTP binding
Source: RefSeq, a predicted model, not a curated record
ACUGUCUCCCUGACACACACACUCACACAGAGGGAGGCUGAUAACUGUGAUUCCGCUGCUGAAUUUUUAACGCUGUUGUGGAACUUUUUUUUUUCCAGUCGGGUUACUGUGGCACCGGGGUACUGUUACACAGACAGAGACGGGGAGACUGGGCUCAACUCUUUUCUGUUGUUUACUGAGGCUGCACUGACCCAGACUGUGCAUGGAGUGUAUGUUCAACCCGGUCCUGAUGCUGUUACCGUAACACUAUGACCCUCAACACUCAGCGAGAGAAGGAGCCUCUGCGGCGCCGAGGUAGCACUCCAAUUCCUCCGCUUUACCAGCAGCUAACUGGGACUUGGGACCUUCAAAGGUCUGUGAGCACACAGCCAGAGCGCCCUGCUCCAACUCGCAGCCACCCUCCUUUAGGGCAGUCAGCAUCUUACCAUCCCGGAGACAAGUCCCUCCAUUACCGCGCACACUGGAGUUCUGACUCAGAUGACGACUCCCAGAGUGAAUCAGAGUGUGUUUACAGAGUGGUGUUGCUUGGCGACCAUGGAGUCGGCAAGACCAGCCUUGCAGGAAUCUUUGCCGGAAUCACGGAGAAAGAUGAACACCCUGGAGGUGGGAUUCUGUUUGUGGAACCCUUCAAUAAAUUAGGGGACAUAUAUGAGCGCACAAUGACAGUGGAUGGAGAGGAAACAACACUAAUAUUGAUGGAUACUUGGGAGAGCGAUAAAUUGAAAAAGGGAGACCCAGCUUGUCAUGAUGACUGUCUAAAGGUGGGGAGUGCUUAUGUUAUUGUUUACUCCGUCACCGACCGUUCAAGUUUUGAUUCAGCUGCUGAGCUCCGCAUCACGCUAAGGCGAGCCCGACAAGCCGAGAAUCUCCCCAUCAUUCUAGUAGGAAACAAGAGUGACUUGGUCCGGGCCAGAGAGGUCGCUGUGGAAGAGGGCCGAGCUUGUGCUGUGGUGUUUGACUGUAAAUUCAUUGAAACUUCGGCAUCUCUGCAGCAUAAUGUGUCUGAGCUGUUUGAGGGGGUGGUGAGACAGAUUCGUCUUCGUCGGGAAAGCACUGACUUAACAAGGCACAGAAACUCAAUCUACAAACGCAAAGAGAGUCUAACAAAGAAGGCUCGCCGUUUCCUGGAUCGACUGGUGGCACGAAACAACCAGCGAAUGGCAGUGAAAGUGCGCUCCAAGAGCUGCCACGACUUAGCUGUUCUUUAAGACUUCAGGACUGUUAUUGUGACUUCUUGAACGGUUGUGAUACUGCGUACUUCAGCUAUGUAUCACAAUCAGUGGGUCAACCUCAAACAAAGCUUUCAGUACAAAUGAAAUGACCAAAGGUACUCACUGUGACUACUGUAGCUGGUUCCAUUGUUUUACUGUCUUGUGUCAAAAUCAGUGUCACUUUACCUGCAAAUGGCUAUAAUUUGAAGAAUCCAGAUGGAUGUAACAGACCAUAGUUGUAUGGUUUAGCGUUGAUACGAAUGUCUGUGAAUGUGUCAGUAAAGGUGAUGUUAUUCUUCAUCAUGGAGAACCUGAUUUUCACUGUGUCCACUCUGUUGUUGUCUUAAGAUAUCUUGUUUUUAGAUC